CUUGGCUAAUAAAAACACAUAACAAAGGAGCAAGACUAUGCACUGUGUGCCAGUGCUCCAUCAUGAAGGUCUAUAGAACUUUCUUGCUCUGCAACCUCCUCUCUGCAGUGUUUGCUGAUAUUUUAGAUGGUUACACCAAAACAGAAGGGGCAUGGAUUAUAUCUCUUCUUAGAAGGGAGUACAUUAUAACCACGGUCCCUGAGUGUGCCGCCAAAUGCCGUGAUGAAACAGCUUUCACUUGUAGGUCUUUCAUGUACACUCAAAAGGACCAAGAAUGUGUGACUUUGCCAGUGAACUCAAAAACGAAGACACUUACAAGGAGAAUGAACACUGCUCUGUAUGAAAAAAAAGAGUAUUUAAUUGAGUGCAAAAACGGCAUUGGGUCAGACUACAGAGGGACGAUGUCCACAACCAAGUCAGGAAAGCAAUGCCAGAGAUGGGGAUCAACCUUCCCACACAAACCCAAUAUAACCCCGGACACUCACCCCAACAGCGACCUGGAGUCUAAUUUCUGCAGAAAUCCAGAUGGAGACAAGACAGGCCCCUGGUGCUACACAAUGGACUGGGAAACCAGAUGGGAGCACUGCAAUAUCCAAGACUGCAGUGAGGAAUGCAUGCACUGCAGUGGGGAGGACUACAGGGGGAAAGUCUCCAAAACUGAGAGCGGGUUGACCUGCCAGCGCUGGGACUCCCAGAAGCCCCAUACCCAUGGCUACCAGCCCCACGUUCUGCCUGACAAGUACCUUGAGGAGAACUUCUGCAGGAACCCAGAUGGAGAGCCCAGGCCCUGGUGCUUUACCACCCUUCCCACCAAACGCUGGGAAUUCUGCUCCAUCCCCCGCUGCACCUCUGAACCUCCCAAAAUCGUCGAGGAGCUGACUUGUGCCACUGGAGAUGGCAGUGCCUACAGGGGCACCAUUGCUGUGACCGAGUCUGGGAAAGCCUGCCAGAUGUGGUCGUCUCAGGAGCCACACAAACAUACCAGGACUCCUGACAACUACCCAUGCAAGGGUCUUCAGCUGAAUUACUGCAGAAACCCUGACAAUGAGAGAAUGCCUUGGUGCUACACGACCGACUCAGACACCAGAUGGGAGUACUGCAAGGUACCAAGCUGUGGAGAUGAGCCCUCACCAAAUGAGCCACUUGAACCAGGGGUGGACUGUUACAGGGGGAACGGGGAGUCAUACCGUGGCGUGAUGUCUGAGACCAUCAGCGGCAAGAAGUGCCAGUUCUGGAGCUCUAUGGUUCCACACGCCCACAACAAGACGUCCAGGAAGUACCCUAACGCAGACCUGAGGCGGAACCUGUGCAGGAACCCGGAUGGAGACCGCGCUCCCUGGUGCUACACCACUGACCCCUCUGUCCGGUGGGAGUACUGCAAGGUAGAGCAGUGUCCACCUGAAGUCCCUACAACCAAGCCUGAUGUCCCAGUCAUAGCUGUAGCCACCAGCAGCCCAGGAACACCAGAUGCUAAAGACUGCAAGGUUGGCAACGGUGCAACUUACCGUGGCCCCACGUCCAUGACUGCUCUUGGGGUAACCUGUCAAGCCUGGAGCUCAAUGAAACCCCAUCAGCAUUCGAGCUUCACGCCCGAAACACACCCCACCAAAGGCCUGGAAUCCAACCAAUGCAGAAACCCUGAUGACGAUGUGAAUGGACCAUGGUGCUACACAACAGACCCAAACAAAAAAUGGGACUACUGCCAAAUUCCAGAUUGUUCUAGCACGUGUGGGAAGCCCAAGGUAAAGCCCCGGAGGUGCUUUGGGAGAAUCGUCGGAGGAUGUGUGUCCAUGGCUCAUUCCUGGCCCUGGCAGAUCAGCCUCCGCACCAGCUUACACCAGCACUUCUGUGGGGGGACGUUGAUCCAGCCGCAGUGGGUUCUGACAGCUGCACAUUGCUUGGAGAGGUCCAGAAGGCCAUCUGCGUACAAAGUGUAUCUCGGAAUUCAUGAAGAGGCAGCCAAGGAGGCAACGAAGCAAGUCCGAGAUGUGGAGCGCCUGGUUUUGGGACCAGACGGAACAGACAUAGCUUUGCUCAAAUUAGACAGACCUGCCAUCAUAAAUGAUCAGGUGCAAACUGUGUGCUUACCUGAAAAGGAUUACAUUGUGCCAAGCGACACAGAGUGCUACGUGACUGGCUGGGGUGACACUAAAGGCACUGGUGGAGACGGUGUGCUGAAGGAAACAGGCUUCCCUGUCAUUGAAAACAAAGUGUGCAACCGGCCUGCGUACCUUAACGGAGCGGUGAAGGACCAUGAGAUGUGUGCAGGGAACAUCGAGGGAGGCUCAGACAGCUGCCAGGGUGACAGCGGCGGCCCCCUCGUGUGUUACGCCAAAGAAACGUUCGUUCUCCAGGGGGUGACGUCUUGGGGGAGAGGCUGUGCCAUGCCCAUGAAGCCUGGCGUGUAUGUGAGAGUCUCAAAGUUUGUGGACUGGAUCAAUGAACAGAUCAAGAAAUAUUCAUAACUAACUAAUUGCACCAUCAGCAUUUUUUUGGGUAAGAUGAGAAGUUUUUUUGUUUGUGUGUUUUUUGUGCUGGAAAACAAAAUUUGGAAUUGGCAAAAUGGAUUAAUUACACGUGACUAGUUAUUUUGGGUAAAACCACAAUACUGUACAUCAUUUUUUGUUGAGCCUUCAUCCAAAUGGGGGAAUAAAAUCAAAUAAUUGAUCCAACAUUGAUGCUGGAGAGUCUAGUUUCUCUGCUGCCCAUCAAAUUACUGCACUGUG
This is a messenger RNA of Megalops cyprinoides (Indo-Pacific tarpon), 2726 nucleotides long. It is a transcript of the gene plg, whose product is annotated as plasminogen. The transcript has 19 exons. Lineage: Eukaryota; Metazoa; Chordata; Actinopteri; Elopiformes; Megalopidae. Gene Ontology annotation, cellular component: extrinsic component of plasma membrane. The coding region runs from base 63 to 2465 and encodes 800 amino acids. Gene Ontology annotation, molecular function: serine-type endopeptidase activity; signaling receptor binding. The record is from RefSeq and is a predicted model, not a curated record. Gene Ontology annotation, biological process: proteolysis.